AGCAGGGGAAGGAGGCUAGGUGAGGAUGCAGUUGUUCACUCUCGCUCAAAUCCCCGUUAUGAUUUUGGAGGGUAACGCCGCAAAAUCCCUCGCUGUAUCCACGCAGCGACCAUAUCCACAUCCAGUACACACAUCCGUGCUCUGACGCACUCUGGAGAGGACACUUUUUUUGGCUGCGUCUCGACGUCUUGUCUCAAUUCAACAGGAUCUAUCGCCACUUCAGCCUCCGUUUCUGCUGCAUCGCUUCUGGUAUGCCGAGAGCAAUAAUGUUACCCCCUCCAGAGGAGAAAAAAAGAAUGAGAAGAAGAGGAGGAAGUAGCAGGUGUGCGCGUAGCGAGUUGGCAUCAAUGACAGCUCCACACGAAGACAAGAUACGAGGCGUGUAGUGCAUCCGGCAGAGGAUGCAGCUGGUUGUCAUGGCAGCAGUGCUUGCGCUGGCGGGGGCGGAGCAAGACUGCAGCUCCGGCUGUCGCCCAAAGAACAUCAGCCUCCCUGUGGACACCUGCGGCACCACCGAGUUCGUCGACACCACCAUUUGUGAAGGACAGUGUUUCCAAAAGGAUCCCAACUAUGUUCAUACUGACGACGGGCCCAAACAGAAAACCUGCAACGGAGAGUGGUCCUACGAGGUGAAAUACACAGAGCAAUGUCCACGGGGUUUCAUCUACCCUGUGGCCAGGAAGUGUGAGUGCACUGCAUGCAAUGCAAACACAGACUGCGGGACCUUGUCUGGAUACAUACCCAGCUGUUAGCCCUUUUAAAGAACCCCAGUAUUCAUCCUGCGCUUAACAGUUAUCUUCUUUGCACCUCUUCCCUCUGAAAUAAACCAGUGAUACAAGC
Messenger RNA from Pundamilia nyererei, 840 nucleotides. Its product is annotated as gonadotropin subunit beta-1-like. The coding region runs from base 402 to 752 and encodes 116 amino acids. The record is from RefSeq and is a predicted model, not a curated record. Lineage: Eukaryota; Metazoa; Chordata; Actinopteri; Cichliformes; Cichlidae. The transcript has 3 exons. Gene Ontology annotation, molecular function: hormone activity. Gene Ontology annotation, cellular component: extracellular region.